UUUUUGCGCGUCAGCUCUCUCUCUCUCUCUCUCUCUCUUCUCUCUCUCUCUCUCUCUCUCGCCUCUCCUUGCCCCGGAAAAGAAGAAACUUUCUAAAUUUUCUAUACGAAAAUAUGUUCUAAAUUUUCACAAUUUUUGCCUCCGUCUAUCAUCAACAAGUUUCCUCUCUCUUUCUUUAACAUUUUCUUGUUUCAUCCUUAAAGAAUACCAUCAUAGCUCUGCUGAGUAUAGUUUCAUUAUUGUACGAUUUUACCUUUGCCUUCCAAUCUUAAUUCCGGGUUUUCAAGAUUGACAGGAAUUGUUUUUUGAUUAAUAUGCCAAUACUUUGAAAGAUGAAGAAGGAUAUCUGCAUUUGGUGUAGCAUUUCGUUCUUCCACAGAGAGAAGAUAUUGUGUUUAUGUUUAGUUGCAUUAUAUGUAAUAAUUUGAAGAGCAUUAUCAGAUUUGAUUAGAUAAUGAGAAGGGUAUUGCGCGAAUGGGGUGGCGAUUUGAGAGGCAAUGGAAUUGAGAAAAGCUGGCAAUGCAUUUGUGUUGGUGAUGAUUCUGUUUUGCGCGUUUGCAAUUGGGAGUACACCAGGCAUGAGGAGAGAGGAAAUGUUUUUUGGCAAUGGCUGUUCUGAAAUAACAGAAGAAAUUGCAGAACUGGCUUGCAUCCAUUGUAGGAAAGCAUUGAUCAACAGAAAUGAUUGUUUUGAAGGUUUGGAUUACUAUUUACCUCAGGAAGCAACUACAAAUUCAAAAUCAACAUACGUAUGCAAAGCUAUCUGUGUUCUGCCAUCCUAUCUGAAACAAGAACUUUUGAAUUGCUUGAGGACAAAAAAUAUAAUCUCUGGCCUUUCAGCCCAAGGGGAUAUCCCCCCACAUUGGUUCGAGUGUUUUGAGUUGCUUUUUUGUUGGCCAAGUGUUCGCGGAAGAUUUCUGGCUGGUGAUUCUCAUGGGCAGAUAGCACCAAGCCCUGCUCCAUAUCUGGUUUCAGACCAUUCAGCAACAUUCCCAGGUUACAGUCGAGCUCCUUCUAAUUCAGCACCUAGCAGUUCUUCAUCCUCCAAUCAACUGCCUCAUCCAUUCUUUCAAAAGAAGUUACAGCAUAAGCGAGAUAUGAAAAAUUCACAUCCCCAAUCUCCACCGCAUGCAACUCGUAUACAUUCUCCACCACGAUCACAUGCUCGUACACAUCGAACAGGACAUGGUUAUGAUAACACUGAGAAUGAAAUUUUUGUAGCUGUUGUAGCAACUGCAGCAACAACGUUUUGUUUUGUUGCUGCACUCUUCUGUUGCUGGUUAUGUUGUAGGGGCAGAAAUAACAAAAUUGGACCUAGAAAUGGACAAAGAGAUGACAGGCCUCUCCUCCACUUAAAUGAUAUCUCUGCUAGUUCUUCGCAGAAUUCCUCUGGUUUCAGAAAUUCAAAUUUUAAGGAGUACGGCUCAAAUAGCAGGAUGACAGCUUCUUUUAAGAGCAAUUUGUCUAUGAAGGAUGGAAAUUAUGGUCCCUCACUAGUUGAGACACCGUUAUCAAAAUUCAGUGCUGGCGAAGCAUUUCCUCCUCUAAAACCUCCUCCUGGGAGACAGGCUCCACAAUCUUCUGCACCUCCUGGACCACCACCACCUGGAGCACCACCACCACCUGGAGUACCACCACCUCCUGGAGCACCACCACCUCCUCCUCCUGGUCCUCAUCCCCCACCACCUCCUCCUAAAGUUGCUCGUGCUCCACCUGUUCCUCCACCAAAGGCCAACUUAAAGCCUUCAGCCCUUGGACCACAUCGUAGGGGAAACAGUGAUUCCAGUGAGAGAGAUGAUGAUUAUAGUUCAUCUGGAUCUUCAAAGACCAAGUUAAAGCCAUUCUUCUGGGAUAAGGUUAUGGCCAGCCCUGAUCAUUCAAUGGUCUGGCAUGAAAUCAGCUCUGGAUCAUUCCAGUUCAAUGAGGAGAUGAUAGAAUCAUUGUUUGGUUAUAAUGCUGCAGCUAAGGGCAAAAGUGAUUGCAAAAAGAAUUCAUCUGCACCUUCAAUCCAGUAUAUACAGAUCAUUGAUGCUAGGAAAGCACAAAAUUUAUCAAUUCUUCUACGUGCAUUGAAUGUGACUGCAGAAGAAGUCCUUGAUGCCUUGCGAGAUGGUACUGAACUUCCAGCAGAGCUCCUCCAAACUUUGUUGAAGAUGACACUGACACCAGAAGAGGAAUUGAAGCUUAGGUUAUUCACGGGUGAUCUUUCUCAAUUGGGCCCUGCUGAGCGUUUCCUCAAAAUCUUGGUUGAAAUCCCAUUUGCUUUUAAACGAAUGGAGUCAUUGUUGUUCAUGAGUUCUCUUCAGGAAGAAGUAUCAACCCUCAAGGAGUCCUUUGCAGCUCUUGAGGUAGCUAGUGACAAGCUCAGAAACAGCAGGCUAUUUCUGAAACUAUUAGAAGCAGUUCUGAAAACUGGUAACCGCAUGAAUGAUGGUACAUAUCGGGGUGGUGCACUGGCCUUUAAGCUUGACACACUCUUGAAACUCUCUGAUGUCAAGGGAACUGAUGGCAAGACUACACUCUUGCACUUUGUUGUUCAGGAGAUUAUCCGUUCUGAAGGCAUACGUGCUGCCCGCACAGCAAGGCCAAGCCAGAGUGUUUGUAGUGUAAAGUCAGAGGAUUUGGAUGUGGAUUCUAAUCAGUCAUCAGAACACUAUCGUAACCUGGGCCUUAAAGUGGUUUCAGGCUUAAGCACCGAGUUAGAAGAUGUAAAAAAGGCAGCAGCAGUAGAUGCUGAUGCCCUGACAUCUACAGUGUCCAAACUUACACAAUCACUGAAUAAAACUAAAGCAUUUCUAGAUUCUGAGAUGAAGACUUUGGAAGAAGACAGUAAAUUCUAUGUUACAUUGACUACUUUUGUGGAUCAUGCAAAGUCAGAAAUCUCAUGGCUAUCGGAAGAGCAAAAGAGAAUAAUGGCUCUGGUGCAAAGCACAGCAGAUUAUUUUCAUGGGAAUGCAGGAAAGAAUGAAGGUUUGCAUUUGUUCACAAUUGUGCGUGAUUUCUUGGUAAUGUUAGAUAAGGCAUGUAAAGAUGUCAAAGAUGACAGAGCAACAAUGCCAAGAAGGACAUCUAAAAAGGAGACUCCAGCAUCGUCAGCUUCUCUUGAAAACCGUCAGCAAUCUGAAAAUAGUCGCCAGAGAUUAUUUCCCGCCAUUGCAGGAAGGCAGAUUGACUAUUCCAGUUCAGAUGAUGAGAGCCCAUCUCCUUAGCUUUUAUUCUGAAGGGUGGCAUGCAUGUCCUGGAGGCUUGAUGACUGAGUUGUACAUAUUGUGCAGAAAGAUUUGCAUACCUCAAUCACGUGGCAGCACAUGUGCAUGUCAUUCUCAAAAGUCUUCUAAAUGAUGCUCAAAAGUUGGAGGUUAUUUGAUUAUAGAAAGAGGAAUGACUCAGAGGUGAUGACUUUGUGUCAUUGAGUUUUUACUUGAAGACGUAAAGUUUUCUGUUGUACAGCUUAGAAUUCAUCUGAUAAACAUAUCACUGUAGUUUUGUUUACCUCUUUUUUUGUGCUGUACCAUUUGUGUUAAUUCAUAGUUUGAGCAUGAUUAUGUUUCCUACCA
Messenger RNA from Hevea brasiliensis (rubber tree), 3557 nucleotides. Its product is annotated as formin-like protein 3. The record is from RefSeq and is a predicted model, not a curated record. The transcript has 7 exons. Gene Ontology annotation, biological process: actin cytoskeleton organization; actin nucleation. The coding region runs from base 498 to 3209 and encodes 903 amino acids. NCBI's taxonomy places the organism in Eukaryota, Viridiplantae, Streptophyta, Magnoliopsida, Malpighiales, Euphorbiaceae. Gene Ontology annotation, molecular function: actin filament binding.